AUUUCCGUUUAAAAUCAAAAUGGAGGGGAAUUGCAAUAAUGCAAUUCAAUCAUCAAAUCCUCCUAAUUUCACAUUUUCUUUCACUGGUGCAAAUAAAGAGGGACUUUUCGGUAGGUCUGUAAUGAACCAGAAUGAAAAACAGCAAACAGGAGGAAGUCAAAAAGAAAAGUUAACCCUUUUUGGUAAAGAAAUUGUUGGUCAAGAUAGCAACAAAGCUCCAAAUUGGAAUCCUUCAGUUUCUUCAUCAAAUGCACCUAACUUUGAGUUUAGCACGAGCUCUAAAAGUACUUUUGGAUUAUUUGGAAAGCCUGCAAACAAGGAACAAGACGGUGCAUCUUUGUUUGCCUCUGAUGAUGGCAAUCAGAGGCCUAAGACAGGUUUGUUUGGAAAAGAAGUUCAAAAUGAAAAUAAAGGAAAAUUUUUCGACACAAGAAAACAUUCUCAAUUAUCUAGUACAUCGAAGUUUUCAUUAUCAAAUAAUGAAGGGAGUACCUCUAAGAGAAUGCUUUUUGGUAAAGGCAAUUUAGCUCAGGAUGAGAAGGUUGAGAAAAAAAUAGAUGAACCUGCCACGGUUGAUAAGCGACCGUUAUUUAAUAAAGGAGCUUUAUCUGAAGGUGAAACCAAGAAACAGAAGAAAGACUGGUUGUCUACAAACUUACAUGAAAGAUUAUUCAGAAGAGCAGUGCCUGGCCUAGGCAGUGACAGACCAAAAUUGGUUUUCAUUUGUAAAAAAAUACCUAUAAAAUUUAAUAAGAAAGACAUUCUGAAUAAGCAUUUUAAAACAUUUGGUCAAGUGACCAAAAUAUCCAUAAAUUCUUUCAAGCAAACGGCAAUUGUACAUUUUGCUGAUACAAGAUCUGCAUUGGAAGCCAAAAAACAUGGAACUAGAAUACAUGGUAUGGAUCAUGACAUAGAAAUUGUUUGGGCCAAAACAAACCCACCAUCUAAUGCAAGUCAGAAUGUUCCACAGCGGUCAGGAGCUUCUGAAGUCGCUAAUAAGGGAAAUAUAAACGAUGAACUAUUAACAAUGAAAGGCACAACAGAUAUAGAGGCAGACUUUAAUUUCCCUGAUUCAACUGUUGAAAGACUACCUCUUAGAACACGGCCCCGGCCAGCUUCACCUGUCAGGGUGGAUAGUCCAGUUAAUAGUCGAAGCGUUAGUCCUGCUCCAAUUCGUUACAAUGAGCUUGUCACAGGUAAAAAUGCGGGCGAGAAAUGGCUCGUAUUAGACAAUUAUGACAAGAAAUAUCGAAAAAAUUUCAAAGAUAAGCCACGAAGAGGGCAUGUUAUGGGAACUUGUCCUGAUAUGUGUCCGGAAAAAGAGCGAUAUUUCAGAGAAGAUAAAAGGAGAUUGUCAAUAUAUGAGGUUGUUCCUGGACAUGAUAUUGUAGAUCAUUCACGAGCAGUUAAAGAAUACAGUAGAUCAUCAGCUGAUCAAGAAAUGCCUUUACCCCAUGAAGUUCGUCCAGUAUAUGUUCUUGAAAAAACUAUGAACUAUUUACUUCAAACUGUUUUGAAGAUGCCUGACGAGGCUCAUUGGGAUGAAUGGUACGACUUUUUAUGGAAUAGAACAAGGGCUAUUAGAAAGGAUAUCACUCAACAACAAUUGUGCGAUACGUCAACCGUAAGUUUGGUCGAAAAGUGCGCAAGAUUUCAUAUCUAUUGCUCCCAUCGACUAUGCGAACUUCAUAUGGCUGUGUUCGAUAAAAAAAUUAAUGAUGAAAACUUGACAAAAUGCUUGCAAACCCUAAAGGAACUGUACAAAGACUUAGAAUCGAAAGGAAUACUUUGCCCAAACGAAGCAGAAUUUCGUAGUUAUAUUGUUCUUAUGAAUUUAAAUGGUGGUGAUUGUUUAAGAGAAGUUCAGCAGUUAAGAUUUGAAGUUAGAGAAUCUAAACAAGUUCGAUAUGUUGUCAAAGUUCAUCAAACAUUGAAUGCCAAUAAUUAUGUACGAUUUUUUAAACUUGUAAAAAAAGCAUCUUUUCUACAAGCAGCUAUACUACAUCGUUAUUUCGUUCAAGUUAGAACUUUUGCUUUGAAAGUUAUGUGUAAAGCCUAUACUGCAAAUACUCAGAUACCAAUUGGAGAUCUUGUGGAUCAAUUAUGUUUUGAGGAUGAAUUUCAAGCUCAAGAAUUUUUCCAUCACUUUGAAAUUGAAACAACUAAUCAGCAUGUUGUUUUAAAACAAAAAUCACUAAUUAAACCAGAAGCUGAAUUUAAAUUAAAAAGAGCUAUACAACUAGUAGAAAGUAAAAUGGAGGAACCGUUGGAGGAAGUUAUAAACGGUGGUCCUUUAGAAAAGCUAAAUGUUGAAGAACCUUCAUCCAGCUUCGACAAAGAUGGUCGAUUUUACGUUCAAGCUUAUAUGCAAGUAGCACCAACAGAAUCAGAGCCAACUGAAAGUGCUGAAAAAUCUGAUGAAGAAGUUAUAAAUAGUAUAUUUGAAAAUUUUCUUAAUGAAACCUGUAGAGAGACCAUACUUACGAUCAUUGAAAGUGUUCACAGUGACGAAAAGCUUAUUUCAAAUAUUAGAAUUAAUAUUUGCAGUGAGCUUAUCACGACAACCGUUAAUUCUUACAUAGCCGAAAUAUGCCAAGAAUGCAAGAGAGAGGAAGUUGAAAUUCAUCAUAGAAAUAGGGCUGAAGCUGCUGCAAUUAAACAAGCAGCUAUACAAAAUUGCACAAAUUCAUUAACUGACCUUGUCGUAAAUGAUUUAUGCCGAGAGAUCACUUCAGAAGAGUUGCAUAGAGCCGAAAGAGAAUGGACUGAAAAAUUUAAUCUUAGUUAUUCAGAAGAACUUUUGUCCAGUUUAGUAGAAGAUAUUGUAGUCACAGAUGCCAGGCACCUUUCAUUUACUAUUCAUGAAAAGUCAAUUCAAGAGCGAAAGCAAUUUUUGCAGAAUGCCCUUGAAAAAGUACAAAUUUUAAGACUUGGUAAUUUAUGGAAAUCAUGGAAAUUUGUGCUGAAAAAGCAAUUACAGUUAAAAUGGAAUAUGAAGCAUUUUCCGUCUGCGCCACCUAUUUUAACAACAUCCGAACAAUUAAAUUCAUUAUCACAAGGAAUUCGAUUAGAGGGUGAUAAUAUACAUAUAGGACACGCCAAAGUGACUGCAAAGAGAAUAAAUGAUAUUGCCUAUGCCGACUUGAAUAUUAAAAAAGCGAUUGAAGAAGCAGAAAAGAGACUGUGUGACUUAGAACACAAGUUUUUGUCUCCAUUAUCCUUAUCUUACUCUAUAGGCUCUCACUUGGCAAAGAACUGUAAGAGUAAGCAUAUUUACUGCAAAAUAUUAUUAGCUCACCCAGAGACUGAUCAUAAACUUACUCAGUGGUUAAAGCAAAAAUUCUCUCAAGGAGCAAUUGAUGAUGAAAGAUUUAAUAUCCAAAAAAGCAAACUAUUGAGUCUAUAUACAACAGACAUUGAAAAUAAAAAAAUAACCUUUUGUAUAAGAACUCUUCAAGGAAUUGGUUCAAAUGAUGCAACUUUGAGACAAGUGUUCAAAGGAACAUCAGCCGUUAUACUGUGUACAAGCAGUGAAACUGGAAUUGAGCUUAACAAGCGAAUAGAUUAUAUACGAACGUUACCAUUACAAUCUCAGAUUCCAAUACUUGUUAUGUCAUCGAACCUAAUUCAAUUUCAAAAACUACAAGGAUUUUCCGACUUUCGAAUGGAUAUUUUACCAUUCGAUAACAAAGUUAAAACUCUUGAUAUGCUGGAAGAAAAUCUCGAAUGGCUGGCUUUACGUUUACCAUGUGAAAUUUUACUGAAAUCUUCCGAUUUGUGCGAUUACGUAUCAGAUAUUUUACAAACUGAAUAUUUCAAUUUAGUUUAUAGAGACUUAAUGAAACGACGAAAACAGAAUCUACUUGAUAGAGGACCUCAAAUUAUGAUUCAGUUUUAUAAUGACGUUCUGAAAUAUAUUGCUGAGAGUAUUAUUGCUUCUAGUGAACUGUCAUCUUGGCCUAUAUAUGAACUUGCUGAAAGUAACGAAGGUUUAUAAUAUCAAACAAUAGCUAAACAUUUGUAUUGAAAUAACUUUGUCUAAUUUUAGAUUUACCACCAAACAAUUGGAAUGAUUCACAUAUUAUUGAGUACAUAACAGAUUUCAUAUUUUCAUUAACGUUACCUGAUUUUGAAUUCACUAAUGAAAAAACUGAAAAUUGGUCGGAUGUUGUUAAUGAUGUGACAGAUUUUCUUGAUGCUGCAAUAUCAACCAGCGACCUAAAUUCCAGUCUGUUAUAUACAAAGUAUGUAAUACUUUUACUAAAUUAUUAAAAAUUAUUUUAAUCAAUCUUUUAAAAAUUCUAGAGUAAAUCGUCUUCUGCAUAAAACUAAAGUAGCUUUCGAGGAGAGAGUCCUUUGUGAAUGUGAAUUACCAAUUAUAUGUGUUCCGUGGACAGAGAUAAUUUCUUCUUGUAUCAAUCAUCUCAUAUCGAAUUUCAGGAUAUUAUCAAAUGGUAUCAAAGUCUUUUUAAAUCCCGCCAGAAAGGUUGUUUACAAGCCGCCAAAUGCGUGGAUCAGCGAAGUCUUAAGCCAACCAGAGUCUAUGCUAGAUGCCACAAUUGCAGAAACUGUUGCCAGGAACUUGAAAAGAAAAAGUAUAGAGGUCAAAGAACCCUAUAAAAAGAAGAAAUUUUAUAUAAAUGACGAUACAAAUUCAUCUUUACUUGAAGUUGCUUGCAGCGUUGACCAAUUAUAUGAAAGUAUCGUAGAAGAAAAACAGGAAAUGGAAAUCGUUAAUGAAAUUAUUAACAUAACAACAGAACAAAGUAAAAAUUCACAAAAUCCAUCAUUUAACAACUUAGAGGAAGGACUUGAAUUGCUAAAUUCUGCCUUAGAAAGAGAAAAACUUGAGGAAACGAUUUUAACACAAAAACUCCAAUUUCUUUCUCAAUAGGCUACAUUGAGAAUAUGAAUUAUGUUUUUAUUGUUAUUUCUGUACAUUUUCGUAAACGACGAGUAGUGAAAAAAAGGUUUUUUUUCACAAAAAAUAUACAAGAAAUUUAGGAUUAAUUUCAUUUUUUAUGUGUAAAUUAAUCGUCAUAAAAUAAUUCUUUUAUUAC
Messenger RNA from Dimorphilus gyrociliatus, 5060 nucleotides. Lineage: Eukaryota; Metazoa; Annelida; Polychaeta; Dinophilidae. The record is from the annotation of a GenBank genome assembly.